This is a messenger RNA of Panicum virgatum (switchgrass), 657 nucleotides long. RefSeq names its product serine/arginine-rich splicing factor SR45-like. NCBI's taxonomy places the organism in Eukaryota, Viridiplantae, Streptophyta, Magnoliopsida, Poales, Poaceae. The transcript has a single exon. The record is from RefSeq and is a predicted model, not a curated record. The coding region runs from base 1 to 657 and encodes 218 amino acids.
AUGGAUCCGGCCACAGGGGUGUCGCCAGCGGCCCACGGCCAUGGCCUCAACGCCGGGGAGCUCGAGACCGGGGCGGAUCCGCCCACGCACCCACGCCGCGCUCUGCUCGCACGCCCGCCGCAGCCCUGCAGCUUCGUGUGCCAUCCCAGCGACCUUACCGGCGAGCGGGGAGAGAGAGGGCCGCCGGCGAAGCUCGAGGCCGCUGGAGAGGGCCCCUGCCAGACAGAGAGAGACGGGGAAGCAAAGAGCUCGGAGGCCGGGCCGCCGCCGCCGCGUCCCCACACCGCCCGGGUGGGGCGCGUGCCCACCGCCACCGCGUCCAGGCGCGGCGCGCGUGCGCCCGCUCACUGCCGCCGCGGACGCGCGCCGCCCACUGCCGCUGCAUCCAAGCGCCGCGCGCGCCCGCCCGCCGCCGUCAAGUCCACGCGCGCGGGCUACCUAGCGCUGGGAGCUGGCCGCUCCUCCCUCCCGAGCUCGUCCUCACCAGUGCCGCGCCCGCGCCACCAGGCGCGAGCAGAGGAGGGCGUGGCCGGCAGGCGAGCAAAGGAGGGUGGCGAUAGCGCCUCCGCCUCGCCGCGGCUCGGCAAGAGAGCUCCGCCGCCGCCGCGGUCAGGGAAGGAGCUUGGUCGGAGCAGAGGCAAGUCGGGCUGUACAUAA